CAAUAACUACAGAUUACCAUUGAAAUGCCCUUGAAACUCACUACUCGCAAGACAAAAAUUGUUGCUACUCUUGGACCUUCUUCUGUUCCCAAGAUUAGAGAGCUCAUCCAGUCUGGUGUCAAUGUUUUCCGACUCAACUUUUCGCAUAUCUACGACCCAGAAACCCAGACGCCCAUCAUUCAAACCAUCAGACAAGUGUCUGCUGAGUUGUGCAAGCCAGUCGCUAUCCUAGGAGAUCUUGGAGGCCCAAAGAUCCGAUGCAAUGCAUUCCAGCCAGCAGUGACUGAGAUUCUACUCGUAUCGGGAUCCACCGUGGUUUUAGAUGCCAGUAAUGAUCCUUGUAGCGAGGGAAGAAUCACCACUACAGUAGCGAGUUUGGUGUUGUCCUUGCAGCCAGAUCACCGAGUUCUGAUUGACGAUGGGGCCAUGCAACUGAAAAUGACCCGACGACUAUCACCGUCAAGUAUCGAGCUCUUGGUGGUAGUGGGAGGUCAUCUCAAACCACACAAGGGAAUUAAUGUUCCAGAUAUUCGUUUGGAUGUGCCUGCCUUGACAGAAAAGGAUAAACUGGAUGCAGUAUACAUGUGGGAUCAUCGUUUGGAUUACGUUGCACUGUCGUUUGUACAGGUUGCUUCAGAUGUGCAGCAACUGCUGGACUUGUUUGAGAUUCUGAGGUUACGGCCUCGAUUAGAUGGUGUGGAUACUAGCAGCAUCACCAAUAUCAGUUCUGGUAGUCUUGAGACUGGUGUUGAGCCAGAAUAUGGUGAAGAGUUUCCUCAGUUGCCAUGGCGACCAUUGAUCAUCUCCAAGAUCGAAAAACCACAAGCGUUAGAUGUGAUUGAUGAGAUUAUUGCUGUCACUGAUGGCAUCAUGGUUGCUCGUGGAGAUCUGGGCGUUGAAAUCAGUCUCGAAAGAGUUCCUAUUAUUCAAAAGAUGCUGAUCAGAAAGGCUAAUGCUGCAGAGAAACCUGUCAUUACUGCUACUCAGAUGCUCGAGUCUAUGAUUCAUUCGCCUUUUCCAACUCGUGCUGAAGUCAGCGAUGUUGCCAACGCGGUAUUGGAUGGUACAGAUGCAGUCAUGCUUUCAGGUGAAUGCGCUGUUGGCGAUUAUCCAGUUGAAACAGUUCAAAUGAUGAGCAAUAUUUGUCAAAAUGCCGAAUCGGGUGAUGAUUUUAUGCAGCAGCCAGCCAUGAAGCACUGGGAAAGUACAAAGACUAUCCAGCAACUGACACUUGGACACCCAAUUGCUAAUGCAGCAGUCUCUGCUUCUGACGAGGCUCGAGCAGUCGCAUUAAUUGUAUUCACAUACACGGGUGAUAUGGCUCAUUUCGUAUCCAAACGUCGGCCUAUUCGUCCCAUUAUUGCUGUCACACACAAGGAGUUUAUGUAUCGUCGUUUGGCUCUUUUAUAUGGCGUAUUUCCUGUUCUCUCAACUGCAUUGCUAAACAAUUCGAGUACACCCUCUCUGUCCAUGACUGCCGAUCAGCUGUAUCACUAUACUGAACAAGAUAUUACCAAUCACGGACUGAUGGAAACUCUUGGUCUUUUGUCUGGAAGUGUUGUUACUUAUUGUGCUGGAUUUCAUGGUCCUUGGCCUGCACUAUCCUACACGGUCAAACUGUCCCUGUUCAAAUCAUCAAUAUCUAUCUGAUCUCUAGAUCAUUGCUAUGCCGAUUUGAUGCAAUAUGAACUAUAGCUCAACUUUACAAACUGUACUUUGGAUCACAUUCAAAACCAUCAUUUUUCAAAAUUGAUCAUUUCAAUUUUAAACAUACUGCCAACUUUGAUUUACAAUCGUAUUCACGUAAAAUGAAUACCAUUAAAGAUUCCAAAGGGGAUAAUAAAUCGACAGUUUUGUGGUAUGAUUGGUAU
Batrachochytrium dendrobatidis JAM81 is the source of this 1871-nucleotide messenger RNA. RefSeq lists its product as uncharacterized. Lineage: Eukaryota; Fungi; Chytridiomycota; Chytridiomycetes; Rhizophydiales. Gene Ontology annotation, cellular component: cytoplasm. The coding region runs from base 25 to 1650 and encodes 541 amino acids. The record is from RefSeq and is a predicted model, not a curated record. Gene Ontology annotation, biological process: glycolytic process. The transcript has 6 exons. Gene Ontology annotation, molecular function: potassium ion binding; magnesium ion binding; pyruvate kinase activity.